AUGGCCACCUACGGGGUCGGCGCGUCGGACGAAAUCGCCUGGAUUUCCGAAGGCCAGGCUGCCGAACCGCGACCGCCGCCGCCGCCGCCCAACAUCACGAGCCCAGGCAUCGUUGCCGUGGAUAUCACCAGCAAGUUCGUAGAGGCGGCCGCGACCCUGAGCCCCGGCGAGAUCGUCAAGGAUGGCAUGUUCACGCUUUUCGAAUCAGUCGCUGCUCUCGAGGUUGCUCCUCCCCCGCAUUCUUCCCUCCCUCGUCCAUGCUGCGUUGGGCCAAUGCCGCUGACGCUGAUGCAGAUCAUGGACCCCAAGAUGGACAGCGGCUGCGUCGGGCCCGGUGAUGAGUUUGAGGAGAUGUACGACGUGUCGCAGCCACUCCUUCCCGAAGAAAUUCUCGGCAUCAUCGAUCAGCUUCUCUGCCACGAGAUGUCCUGGCACCUAGGCUACCCCCUAUCCCAGACCGUCUUCACGAGUGUCUACGUGGAAGCGCUCCUAAUGCCGAGCCCGCACAGCACGAACGAGGCGACCUUUGUGAGGGAGCCGGACGGCGCUGCGACGGAGCAACCGAUGCUGCUGGUGCUGAGGGCGUACUGUCUCGCCAUGCUCAAGGCCUGCAACCACGUCAACGAGCGCAUCAAGUCGGAGCAUUAUUAUGAGGAGGAGGAUUUCGUCACAAACACGUACCACCGUACGCUGCUCGACAACCUGUCAACGAGCGACAUACUCGCCGUCCUGGCAGAAGCCGAAGAGUUCCUAGCGUCCCGGCAGGAGUCCAUCGAUGGCCAGGUUGUAGACGCGCUUCUCCAUCGCUUGCAGCUGAGACGCUUGUUCCUCGUCGCCGCCGAGUGUCCCGUCCAUGUCAAGGACCCGGAAAUGGCUCGAGAGCCUUGGACGCAAGCGUUGUCUGUCUUGCCAAAGAUAAAAUCGACCCAUGCUCUCGCCAAAGCCAAGGACGAAGCAUUCAGCGUCAAGCUGCAGAGAAAGCUCGCAAGCACCAUGCCUCCCCGACCGAUCGUGGAGCUCGGCUUCGACGACGCGUUCCGUCACCUGUCCCGCCUCUUCGAAGAUGGCUCCGAAAUCAUUGGCGUUCUCCAGUACGCCGACUCCCAAAGCCUUCUGACCUUCGUGGCAACCUUUCAAUCCAAGAAACCCCAACCUCUCGUCUACGUGAGGACGCUGCUGCAAACCUUUCUGUUCGACGCCAUGGAGGUCCUGGGCUCGAUGAGCAUCCGCCAACUCCUCGACGACGACCUCAGCAUCGUCACCCUUCCGGCGAGCCCGCUGUUGGACCGCGAUAAUGAUGACGUCGAAGCGAUGCAAGAUCCGCGCUUCGCCAUCGCCCAGCAGAUGGAGCUGUUCCGGAAGAGAGCGGCGCAGCCGUUCUUGGACAUAUUCAGGACUGCGUGCCAGAACCGGUGUCGCGUGCGACGAACGCUGUGCCACGUCAUUCGGGACUGGGACCAGCUUCAGGCGGAAGCGGAGGACGUGGACCAAAUUCUGCAGGUCAAAUCGAAGGAACAGCCUCUGCUGCGGCAGUCCGCCACCGGAGACGCCCCCGUUGAGACCUACGCACUGUCACUAUCGUCGUGGGCGUACCUGUACAAGCUUCGACAGAUGGAGUGGAUCGUGCAGCUGGGCUUCGAGCUGCAGGUGUACCAGCCCGACGAGCUGGCCGGCAUGUACUGGUACCUCAACCAUCUCGCCAAAUGCCGGCUGGAGCACUCGGAGCGCAUCAAGGGCUUUGUCGUCCGCGACGUCGAGGAGGCACGGUUGCGGCGACAAAGGCCGAGUCCCGCGGCGGAUGAGCAGCUGCAGCGGUCGCUUGCCUACGCGAGGUUGUCCCUUCUCGACGCCGCCGUGACGUGGGAGCUAUCCGACGCCCUGUGCUGCCUCUACAUCGUUCUCGGUCGCCUCGGCCUCUUGCAGUCACCGGCUCGACCGUUGAGCGAAGAUCGGCUUCGGUACGACCUUCGCAUGAAGCCCUUUGCUUCCAUCAGCUUCCCCGAGUUGCCCUCCUUUGACCUCUUCUCCGCCGGCGUGACGCAGACGGAAACGACUUCGGAAGAGCUGCUGGAGUAUGGCGAGAAGGCGGUGGCGGGCGCCAAGAAGGGGCUCGAGGCUCUCGGCCGUCUUUCGCCGACGGAGUCGUUUUCCCUCGGCUCGCACGAUCGAUGGUCAGCUUUGGUCAAGGGCGCUCUGAAGUCAAGCAUCGCGACGGGCAUCGCCAUCUCCAGUUUACAGCGCGCGCUGCGCAGGCGUUCGGAAGGAGUUGGGCUCGAGGUUCGUGCCGAGGUGCCCGCUCCGGACAAGGCGUACCACGACUGGUGGAUCGUCCCCAAGAUAUCACCAACACCGGCAGAGUGA
Drechmeria coniospora is the source of this 2361-nucleotide messenger RNA. Its product is annotated as Mak10 subunit, NatC N-terminal acetyltransferase. Gene Ontology annotation, biological process: N-terminal peptidyl-methionine acetylation. Lineage: Eukaryota; Fungi; Ascomycota; Sordariomycetes; Hypocreales; Ophiocordycipitaceae. Bases 1 to 2361 code for a protein of 786 amino acids. Gene Ontology annotation, cellular component: NatC complex. The record is from RefSeq and is a predicted model, not a curated record. The transcript is spliced from 6 exons.